UCAGGUUAACUCUCUCUCUGUAAAACACCAAAAUCCUUCACCCCUCUCACAACCGAACCUACAUCUGAAGGAACAUCUACUUACAACAUUGAAGGAACAUCUGAAGGAAGAUUACUACCAGUUUCAAGUUUGUAGCGGCCAUCAUCUUCGAUUCCAUCUAGCGAGCACUGAUCGUUGAUUCCCUUUCCACUUGGAGCAAAUUGGAGUUGUUGGGGUUGUUACAAGAUGCAUUAGGAGUUCUAAACCAGGACCUAGAUAUGGGAGAAACAUUAGAAACAGAACAGCCGAAUAUUGAUGCAGAAAAAUUCUACAAUUUAAUAAAUGAUUCGAAGCAGCCCCUUUAUCUAGAUUGCCCGCACAUAUGGUUUAGGAGUUACACAAGCUGAUUUGUGGGGUGACAUACCAAGUCUUUCAACAUGUUUUCGCUUGGUUAUGGAACAAAGCGGUGCGAUGUCAAAAAUGGAGCGAAGAAUUCAGCAACUAGAAUCAAUUCAACAAGGAAGAUCACAAGGACAAAGUUCGCCAUCUCAGCAAAGAUCUACUUCACAAUCGUCAAAUGCUAUUCUUCGGCCAAUAAAGGUUGGGGACAAAGUUACAAUAAGAAGCAUGGUUGAUUCGAACAAAAUUUGUGCUAUUGGAGUGGUUAGAAAUUUGGAUCGGACUGCUGAAGUUGGUGACACACCUUUGGGAUCACAUUGGUGUGAAAUCCAUGUGAAUGUGCCUGUGGAGAAUGAUGAAGAGCUAAUGAGGCCAUAUCAUAAUUUUCGCAAGAUUGGAGAUGCAAUUGGAGUAGCUAUUGCUUGGCCAAUAAACCUGGUGAAUCUUGAAGAAAACUAAAGGAUCCUUAGGUUAAAUGGCUAUUUUUUGAAGACAUUGUCAAUGCUUUUUUUGUUGAGUUCUUGUUGAACUAUUGCUUCUUUGA
Messenger RNA from Coffea eugenioides, 922 nucleotides. RefSeq lists its product as uncharacterized. The record is from RefSeq and is a predicted model, not a curated record. NCBI's taxonomy places the organism in Eukaryota, Viridiplantae, Streptophyta, Magnoliopsida, Gentianales, Rubiaceae. The transcript is spliced from 5 exons. Bases 433 to 837 code for a protein of 134 amino acids.